CUAAAAUAAAUAAAUAAAUAUAAAUACCAACCCUCUGGCCUCUACUACAGGUAGAAGAAACUAAAAUUCAGCAGACUGCAAACAUCAGAUGGUUGGGCCAACCUGGCGCUUUGUUUGCAGAAAUGAAAAUCUUCUUCUUCUUCUCUCUCCUCGUUUUCUCUCUCUCUUUCUCCUCUUCCAUCGCUCGCGGCCCUCUCCAUUCUUCUCUUCCUUCAGGUAUUAGAAAUGGUAGUAGAAUUAGUUAUUCGGAUUCUGUAAGGAGGCAGUUAUUCCAGGAUAAACCGUCUAAGUUAAGUGAUGAUAGAGCUAAAGGAUACAUGACUAACUCUGAUCUUGAAAAGGCUGUCAAAGAAUUCGGUCGAAGAUGCAGUAAUAUUUCUAGGAUUUACAGUAUUGGAAAGAGUGUCCAUGGAGUUCCGCUGUGGGUUAUUGAGAUUUCUGACAAGCCUGGGGAGGAAGAGCCUGAACCUGCAUUCAAGUUCAUUGGAAAUGUCCAUGGGGAUGAACCUGUAGGUCGUGAGCUUCUGUUACGUCUUGCUAAUUGGAUAUGCGAUAACUAUAUGAAGGAUUCCUUGGCCAGAUUGAUUGUAGAAAAUAUUCACCUUCAUAUUCUUCCAUCCAUGAAUCCUGAUGGUUAUUUUUUGAGGAGCCGUGGUAAUGCUAACAAUAUUGAUCUAAAUCGAGAUUUUCCAGACCAGUUCUUUCCACUCAAUAAUGACAUAAAUGCACGCCAACCAGAAACAAGAGCAGUUAUGAAUUGGCUGAGAGAGAUACAAUUUGCAGCGUCUGCUAGUUUGCACGGGGGUGCCCUAGUUGCAAAUUACCCAUGGGAUGGUACUGAGGAUAAAAGGAGAAAUUACUAUGCAUGCCCUGAUGAUGACACAUUCCGGUUCAUGGCGAGUAUAUAUAGUCGUUCUCAUCAUAACAUGUCUCUGAGCAAGGAAUUCCCUGGAGGAAUCACAAAUGGAGCGUUUUGGUACCCAAUAUAUGGUGGAAUGCAAGAUUGGAAUUAUAUACAUGCUGGAUGUUUUGAAUUGACCUUGGAGAUUAGUGAAAACAAAUGGCCUAAUGCCAAUGAGCUUCCUACUCUUUGGGAGUACAACAAAAUGAGUUUACUGAACCUUGCAGCCAGCCUUGUGAAGACAGGAAUACAUGGAAGGAUCUUUUCGUCAGAUAGUGGAAUGCCACUCCCUGGCUCUGUUUCGAUCAAGGGAAUAAAUUACACAGUUAAAGCUGGCAGAGGUUUUGCUGAUUACCAUCGGCUACUUGCUCCAGGGGAGAGAUAUGAAGUUAUGGCCACUAUGCCUGGGUACAAACCAAAAACCACACGUAUCUCACUGGAAGAAGCAGCCAUGACUCUGGACUUUAUUCUUGAUCCAGAGGUCACAACGAAGGGGAGCCUACGAAGUAUUAAUGAUUGUAGGUGUGAAAGCAAGUGCGGGCUUGAAGUUUUCUGGAGGAUGCACUCAGAGGUUUAUUUUAUCUUGAUUGUUGUCUCUGUAUUCCUUUGCUUUUUAUUGAAGAGGAAGCUGAAAGUCAACAUUUUAAACCAUAGACAGUUGCCUAGAAGGUCAGUUCAGGUAUGAGGUAUGUAUGCACUAGCUUAUACGAAACCUUUUACAACAAAAAAUACAUAAUUCAUUUUUCAUUAUUUGCAAA
Molecule: messenger RNA, 1659 nt
Organism: Populus trichocarpa (black cottonwood)
Lineage: Eukaryota; Viridiplantae; Streptophyta; Magnoliopsida; Malpighiales; Salicaceae
Product: carboxypeptidase SOL1
Exons: 15
Coding region: 123-1586 (487 amino acids)
Biological process (GO): proteolysis
Molecular function (GO): zinc ion binding; metallocarboxypeptidase activity
Source: RefSeq, a predicted model, not a curated record